Alosa alosa (allis shad) is the source of this 7821-nucleotide messenger RNA. RefSeq names its product diacylglycerol kinase, eta (gene dgkh). The record is from RefSeq and is a predicted model, not a curated record. Gene Ontology annotation, biological process: diacylglycerol metabolic process; lipid phosphorylation; intracellular signal transduction. Lineage: Eukaryota; Metazoa; Chordata; Actinopteri; Clupeiformes; Clupeidae. Gene Ontology annotation, molecular function: ATP-dependent diacylglycerol kinase activity; protein binding. The transcript has 33 exons. The coding region runs from base 240 to 4130 and encodes 1296 amino acids.
CAGUAUUGCUCCCUUUACGGAUUUCUCUUGGCGCUGAUGGCUCAGUCAGAGAGAGUUGAAACGGUUAAUCAAGGAUCUUUAGCUCAGUACUUGGAAGACCGGAAGAGAGAAGGAAUAUUCUGGUUGUGCCGUGCGCGCGACUUAGCAGUGCAGGAUCAUAAACGCAGCCACACGUAGGUCUCCAGUCAGCUCUCAAAUAGACUGUGGUGACACUGGAAGAGUGCAAAAACAUUGGGAAUAUGGAUGAGGAUCAUAAUUAUACUCGUAGCCCUGCCUGGGAAGAACUGGAACCUGAGAAAGGAACUGUUACCACAUCAGGGAUUCCUCAGAAUGUGAUGGGUGCCAUGGGAUGCUCAGGUCCAGUUGAUGAGUCCUCGGACAGUGAUGGAGAACAAGAAGGUCCUCAGAAACUCAUCAGGAAGGUGUCAACCUCAGGACAGAUUAGAAGCAAGACAAGUGUGAAAGAAGGCUUACUGUUGAAGCAGACAAGCUCUUUCCAACGCUGGAAAAAACGUUACUUCAAACUGCGAGGGAGGACACUGUAUUAUGCCAAGGAUGCCAAGGCGGGUGGAGUGCUAGCCCGCUGGCAGCACCGGGUAUCUCGGAGCCGCGUUUGCUGGAGAAUGCUCUCUGUCUGCUGGGCAGGUGCCCACCAUACUACCCCUUCUCUGGGUGCCAGUGGAUCGGAGGAAGGUUUGGUGACGCUUCGGUCUCUCAUUUUUGAUGAAGUGGAUCUCUCAGAUGCCAGUGUUGCUGAAUCAAGUACAAAGAAUGUUAACAACAGUUUCACGGUUAUCACACCGUUUCGAAGGCUCAUUCUGUGUGCUGAAAACCGAAAAGAAAUGGAGGACUGGAUCAGUUCUUUGAAAUCAGUCCAGUCCCGAGACCAUUAUGAGACGGCACAGUUUAAUGUGGAACAUUUCUCAGGGAUGCACAACUGGUAUGCCUGCUCUCAUGCCCGUCCCACCUUCUGCAAUGUCUGUAGGGAUAGUCUUUCUGGAGUCACAUCCCAUGGUCUCUCAUGUGAAGAAGAUAAAGCUAAAUUGAAUGCCACGUCAAUAUCGCGAGUAUGUAAAUUUAAAGCUCACAAGAGGUGUGCUGUGAGGGCCACUAAUAACUGUAAAUGGACAACCUUGGCUUCGAUUGGGAAAGAUAUCAUCGAGGAUGAGGAUGGGAUUGCAAUGCCACAUCAAUGGUUGGAGGGAAACUUACCUGUCAGUGCCAAGUGUGCAGUAUGUGACAAAACUUGUGGCAGUGUCCUUCGCCUGCAGGACUGGCGCUGCUUGUGGUGCAAAACCAUGGUGCACACUGCCUGCAUGGAUCUUUACCCACGGAAAUGUCCACUUGGACAGUGCAAAGUGUCCAUCAUCCCACCCACAGCACUCAACAGUAUCGAUUCAGAUGGCUUCUGGAAAGCUACAUGUCCCCCAUCUUGUGCCAGUCCACUCCUGGUCUUUGUAAAUUCUAAAAGUGGUGACAAUCAAGGGGUGAAGUUCCUGCGACGUUUCAAACAGCUGUUGAAUCCAGCUCAAGUGUUUGAUCUGGUGAAUGGAGGACCCCAUUUAGGACUUCGCUUGUUCCAGAAGUUUGAUAACUUUCGAAUUCUUGUUUGUGGUGGAGAUGGCAGUGUGGGUUGGGUACUAUCAGAAAUUGACAAACUCAGUCUUCAUAAACAGUGCCAGCUUGGUGUGUUGCCACUGGGCACUGGAAAUGACUUGGCACGCGUACUUGGCUGGGGACCAUCAUGUGAUGAUGACACACAGCUGCCUCAGAUCCUAGAAAAGCUGGAGCGGGCCAGUACCAAGAUGCUGGACAGGUGGAGUAUCAUGACAUAUGAGAUUAAAAUACCUCCUAAGAGCACACCUUCUGUUGAUGACGAAGAGGACAGCCAGAUUUCUGCUUAUGAAGAUUCAGUUGCUGCUCAUCUUACAAAGAUUUUGAACUCUGAUCAGCAUUCGGUGGUCAUAUCCUCGGCAAAGAUUCUUUGUGAGACAGUGAAGGACUUUGUUGCUAAAGUGGGAAAGUCUUAUGAGAAAGGCACUGAAAAUACAGAGGAGGCAGACACUAUGUCCCUUAAAUGUGCCAUUCUGAAUGAGAAGCUGGACUCCCUAUUACAGACACUGAAUACAGAGGCACAGGCCAUGUGCCUACCAGCAGUGACAACACCUCCCAUUGUGGAGGAGGAGGAUGAGGGGGAAGGACUUCAAGGGGAGGAGGAGCUUAGUGAUUCCUCCAUUACUGAGUUGAAGGAGAAGCUGGAGGAGAAUGUGACUGAGAAAAAUUCCUCUUCACCAUGCAAGCACUUCCCACGUGAGCAGCUCAUGCUAAGGGCCAACAGCCUGAAGAAAGCUGUGAGGCAGAUCAUUGAGCAGGCAGAAAAAGUGGUAGAUGAACAGAAUACACAUACAGAAGACCAAGAACUGCAUUCCCUGACAGUCCCUGAGUUGAAAAAGGAUGAUAAGGAUAGUGAGAAAGAUGAGGAUACCAAGGAACUGCAGUCUUCACCCUUGGCCACAUCCCCAUGCUCCCCCACAGAGAGACGUGUCAGCCGCAGUACCCAGUCUUGUGGUUCCUUCUCAAUUCCUCCCUUCACCACCAGCAAGGAGAACCUUCCUGUUCUCAACACUCGUAUCAUAUGUCCAGGCUUGCGGGCAGGCCUUGCUGCAUCUAUAGCUGGCAGCUCCAUCAUCAGUAAGAUGUUACUUGCAAACAUUGACCCUUUUGGAGCCACUCCCUUCAUUGACCCAGACUUGGAUUCCCUAGAGGGAUACAUGGAGAAAUGCGUCAUGAACAACUACUUCGGAAUUGGAUUGGAUGCCAAGAUAUCAUUGGAGUUUAAUAACAAACGUGAGGAGCACCCAGAAAAGUGCCGGAGCCGUACGAAGAACAUGAUGUGGUAUGGAGUACUGGGUACCAAGGAACUUUUACAGAGGACAUACAAAAAUCUGGAGCAGAAGGUGCAGUUGGAGUGUGAUGGACAGUACAUUCCACUUCCAAGCCUCCAGGGAAUUGCUGUAUUGAAUAUUCCAAGCUAUGCUGGUGGGACCAACUUCUGGGGUGGAACCAAAGAGGAUGAUAUAUUUUGUGCUCCAUCAUUUGAUGACAAAAUCUUGGAAGUGGUUGCUGUGUUUGGUAGUAUGCAGAUGGCAGUGUCAAGAGUCAUCAAACUCCAGCAUCAUCGCAUCGCACAGUGUCGAUCAGUGAAAAUCACAAUCCUGGGAGAUGAGGGAGUGCCCGUUCAAGUUGAUGGGGAAGCCUGGAUACAGCCACCUGGACUUAUCAAGAUUCAACACAAAAAUAGAGCUCAGAUGCUCACCAGAGACAGGGCAUUUGAAAACACCUUAAAGUCAUGGGAAGAUAAGCUGAAAUAUGACAAGCCCCCACUGCGGCCACACCUGUACCCUCAGCAGUCAGUAGACUUGGCCACUGAGGAAGAGGUCACCCUUAUUCAGAUAUGUGCUCGUGCUGCUGAAGAGCUCAUCACCAGGAUAUGUGAUGCAGCCAAGACCAAUGGUCUUUUGGAGCAAGAACUUGCCCAUGCUGUCAAUGCCUCCUCACAUGCCAUCAACAAAACCCACCCAAAGUUCCCUGAGAGUCUAACCCGGAACACAGCUAUCGAAGUGGCAACCAAUGUUAAGGCAUUGCACAAUGAGACAGAGUCACUGCUUGUGGGACGAGUGUCUUUGCAACUAGACUCUCCUCAUGAGGAACUGCUAUCAAGCGCCCUCCAGAUUGUAGAGGUUGAGCUGGCAAAAUUGGCUGAAAUCCAUUGGCUUUACCACAUCAUCCAGCCCAAUGAUCAAGAGGAUCACUCAAUGGUGUAUGACAAGAGGAACAGCCGUGGUAGCAUGUUCCGCAUAGUGCCAAAGUUCAAGAAGGAAAAAGCAACCAAGAAGUCCAGUCCACUGUCAGUUCAGAGGUGGGGUACGGAGGAAGUGGCCACCUGGCUGGAGCAGCUCAGCUUGGGAGAGUACAAAGACACCUUCAUCCGACAUGACAUCCGCGGCUCCGAGCUCCUUCAUCUCGAGAGGAGAGACCUGAAGGACCUGGGGAUAUCGAAAGUGGGUCAUAUGAAGAGAAUUCUUCAGGGAACUAAAGACCUGGCCAAGAACAUCUUAGUAGAUCUCUGAGACUGGACUGUCUGGUUGUGAAAGGUCCUUUCUUGACUGAACAGUUGCUCAGUUGCUUGGACAAGACCAAUUUAACAUACUGCAUCCAAGGCACAAUUAGGUAUGCCAUGCUAUAUACAUUCUGGUUUGUGAACAAUCAGAAAAAUCUGUCAGAUAGCCAGUUCCAUAAGGUGCUAACUGUGGAGUUUGUAUAGACUAUGGCCUUGUUAUUUUCCAUGUCUUCUUUCCCUAUGGUAGGUGGCUAUAAUGGCCAGUUGAGGUGAUCCGUUAGCAAUAUUAGAUUUUUGACAGCACUGUUUACAUUUCAACAAAGAGAUAGUUUACUGAAGCAUUACAGUUAGAAGAGAGAUCGUAAAGGGAAACUUCCGGAUUUUUCAACAUGGGCGCUAUAUUUAGACCUUUUGAGGUCCACAUUUUUAGUAGGGACAUAAAUGAUCAAGAACACCAUAAACUUUAAAAUGGUAUAAACAGCAACUUCAGUCGUGGUUGAAAAAUCUGAAACUUUCCCUUAAAAACUAACAAGUCAAAAGUUGUUUCCUAAAAUAACACACUGAUGCAUCUAUGCUUGCUUGACUUGGAUAGCUAUUUGACUGCAUGAUAAGUGUCUUUUUAUGUAACACUUGAAUUAAUUUUACCAGAUUUAUUAUUAUGUCAUUUAUUACUACUGAAUCAUCCUUUUUCCUAUAUUUAUUUGUUUUGCAUGGAUAUGAAAGUCGUGACGUGCCAUAUUUAUGGGAAAAUGUGCGUUACUGGUGAAAUUUAGUAAUUUCCAAACACUUCACAGCUGUUUCUGUGAAACCAUCACUUACAUGAAUGUUUCCAAUUCAGCCAGUGUUCCUCAAUUGAUGCAUUUAUAAAGGAUUGUGCCUGGAAAUAGGACAAUGAGAAAUGUCAAGAAAUGUUACUAAACUUACUUUUUGUUGUGUAGAACCUGAAUACAUUUGUGCCAAGUUUUAAUCAACCUUUAUUGUCAUGACAAGGUCAAGGAAUCUCUAAAUCUCAAAUGUUUCUAAGUUAAUAUUGAACAUUGAUAUACAGCUAUAUUUGAAUAUUUUACAAGGAAUACAUAUUUAUAGAUAUUGAACCUGCAGCUAUACAGUAUAAGAUACUGCAUUGACCUGCAGUGCUAAGUAAAGCUUUUGGUGGAUUAAUGCUUUUCUAAGCUUUAUUCAGGGUUAAGUUGUAAUAGUAAUUAGGGGUGUGCACAGAUAGUCGAAUAUUCGGUUAACUGUUUGAGAUAUACUACACAAGUAUUAAUAUCCCUAUUUUAUUGUUCUAAAACACAGUCAUGGAAGUUGUGCUACCACUGCAGUACAGUAUGGCAUUGCAUAGCAGUUUUGCUACAGCAUCACUGUUGAUGAACUUACAACCUAGCCAUCACAAUAAACAGUGGAUCUGAGACAUUUCGCGUAUUUGUUGUUCUGUUUAUGUAAUGUGAGAGUGUAGCUUACACAAUGCAGAGAAAUAAAAGGGAGACCAACAAAUUUACACUCUGUCAAGGACUGUCUUUGCAUCGUGAUUCUAGAGACUCAUUGCUAAGCACACCGUAUUGGAAAGACCAGAAGCUACCCACCUUAUGCUCUUGAUAAUCCAUCCUCAAAAUAGCAGUGUUCGCAACGUAAAUAGCCUAAAUAAUGACCGAAUAACACUGCAGGUGGCCCGAUUAUUAUUUUUUUAUUUUUUGUAUGCACACCCCUAAUAAUAGUAGGAAACCGAUUUCAGAUUUUGUUAAGUCGUGGUAUAACAGGGUAUAUUUGUAUUUGCUGUUAUUAAGUUUGUAUACAGUGUAAAUAUGCAUACCAGUGUAUGUAUACACUCCUAUCGCCUAUUAAUGUAAAAAUGCCUUGUAGUUUGCUAAGACAAGAUUAUCAGUUGAUGUUGAUUGAGUAAAGUGCACUGUACUGAAAUGUCAUUUAUUGAUUGUUUUAAAAAUUAUGUUGUAUUAUGAUGAAGGUGCAAUAUUGUCAUUUUUCGAUACCGUUUUAUUCCUUUUUAAGGUAUGUAGUUUUUUUUUUAUUUGUGUGCAACAAGAAAAUCUGUAAUUAUUGUACUCCCCUUUUUGGACUGUGGAGUAAGUGAGAUCAUUUGCCUGACCAGUCAUGAAAGUGUAUCUGCUAAUUCAUAACUCUUCCAAUUGUAAUUUAUUAGUCUUUUCUAUUUGUGCUUCCAGCAUGUGCUAUGAAGUUUGAAGUCUUGUGAAGUCUAUAAUUGGCAAAACUGCCUUUGGUGCCUCUUUCAGAUGUAUGAAGAAUAGGUAGCUGCUUACAGUGAAUCUGUAUUAUACAUAACUGUGCUGAAGUCUGAUGUUAUUUUGAUAUUAUUUGACACAAUCAUAUUUCAGUCCAAGGAUGAGCUAAUGAAAUGUCAUCCCCUUAAAAAUAUGACAUUAAUGAAAACAAUUCUACAUGUAGAGUGGGAUAAUAGAGUGGGAGCGUUAUUGCUAGGUGCGAGCACCUUAAUAUGGUUAAAGUAAAUUCCUUGGAAAGUAUGUCAUAGCUUUUGAUGCUUAGAUAUUAUCUGUCCUAACAGACAUAUCAGAUAUUUUUCAUCGCUACAUUAAAAGCAGAGGAGCCAAUAUACUGGUUAUUUAACUCCACGUUGAAUCUGCUUUUACAUUUACUGCAAUACUGAAUUCAUUCUUAAAUAUGUUAAAGGGGAAAAUAAUUUUGAAAUGAUUUUAAAUAUAAUCUUUAAGGAUUAUAUUAUCCUUAAAGAGAGACAUGUUCAGCUUGAAUUCAUAACCAAAGACAGGGGAAAUGGCACAAUUCUUGAAUCAGUCAACAUUAUUAGUGUACUGUAUAAAAUAAGUGUAAAUGUUGGUAUAACUGUGUGGCCUUAAAUUGCAAUGGAUAUGUAUGCAUAAAACAGGUCAACAGGUCAAGGGUAUAGACGCCACAUUAUCUUCUCCAGAAUAUUGAAAAGCUAGAAUAUCCUAAAAAGUGCUGCAUAUCUGAGAUUAAGAGCAGUCAUCUAUACAUAUUUAUGCAGCAGCCAGUGACUGUUGCAGUGUCAGUCUGUGGGAUGGCAAUCAAUCAAUUCAAUCAACAUUCUGAAGUUACAGUCUUCCUCUCAUGUUGCAAUGUGUUUGUCUUGCACAAAGACACUGGCUGUUUACGUGUAAGCAAGUUCUCAUGGAUUCUGAUGGACUAUUCCCUGACCGUAGCCCUAGCAAGAAAGGGCUUGGACUUAUUAUAAAACGUACAUAUAGCUGUAAACUGCCUUUUAAGGGAAAAAAGUUCAUGUGUGGAAGUUUUCAGAGGCGAGCUUGCCUAUCUCUGUCUUAUACAUUUAGUGAGAAGUGAGUUAUUUUAUUUCUUUACAUUGUGUUUACAAUGCACCAUUUAAUUUUCAAGGCUGUAUACAGAGUCAUUUAUGAUACAAUAUUUAUUGACUAAGGUUUAGCAACUGAUGUUUAUGUUUUCACUGUUUGAAUACUGUAUAAUGUUAUAGUUGUCACUUGCAUUGAUAUUUGCAUAAUUUUGGUAAAGUAGGUUAUCAUCUUCAUUACUACUGAGUGACCUUUUCUUGUGCCUUUUUUACUGUAGAAUGCAUGGUUAAAUAUUUAUUAUGAUAUGGAAGUCACUGAGAUGUGUAUUUUUGUAUACUGAUUCAUUUUGUUGAAUAUUUUAGAUGCCUUAACAAGGCCACCUCUCAAUAUCUUCCUUCUAUAAUAAACCUGAAUGCAUAUAAA